AUGGAGAACCAAGUUGUGUCUUCUUCGACCUCUCCCACACCGAUCGAGGCCAUGGAGGAGAUACCAGCGGAGAGGAACAAUCUGAGACUAGGGUCUCCUCAGGAGGCUAUGUCGAGCCCUAGUUUCAGAUCCGGUCCUGUCGGAACAGGAGGUGAGAUCAUGAAGUUAUACCCAACAAAAUCAAAUAAGAUCUACACUUGUCCCUUUUGCAAGAAAGGGUUCCCAACCUCUCAAGCCUUAGGUGGUCACCAGAACGCACACAAACAGGAGCGGGACUGGAGCAAGAAGCAGAAGGAGAUGGAAGCAGACUUUCCAGGACUCACGUUUUCUUACACUUUGCUAGAGAAGCCUCACUUGAUAUUAAGUGGAUAUUCACGAGAUGCUUUAUCAAAUGAUAAUCAUCUUGGGUUCACCCUUGAACCUAUUAAACGCCCAAGAAGCGGCAUGUACCCAUCGUUCGGUAGUGGACUAAACAACGUGGCCAUAGUUCCUCGCAUUACUACUCCUACUCGCUUCUUCAAUGGUACCACUUGUACCAACGGUUCUUCUUCAAUGGGGCUUGCAUCAAGACCCUCUUACAACAACAAUAAUCCACCGAUGAUCCCUAGAAACCUUCCACCUUUUACACCUCCUCUUCGAGCCACCAAUGUCUCUAGCGUUUACUAUUCACAAAAGAAUGUAUUGAGUGAGGAGAAUCUCAUCUCAAAGGUAGGGAAUGACAAGAUUGUCCAGAUUGAUGAUGAUGAUGAUGAUGAUCAGACAGAAGAAGGGAUAUCUAAAAGCUGGGGAACUGAUUUAUCUCUAUCCCUUUGA
Eruca vesicaria subsp. sativa (arugula) is the source of this 813-nucleotide messenger RNA. Lineage: Eukaryota; Viridiplantae; Streptophyta; Magnoliopsida; Brassicales; Brassicaceae. The record is from the annotation of a GenBank genome assembly.